UUGAGACCUACAUACCCAACAUACGCACAAACACAACACGCACAAUUUGAGUGAGGCCAUACCUAAUACCUUCUCCUACAAUAAGGAGGGCUAAAUCGUUCUCCUAAAACAGAAGGGACUAAUAGGUCGCUGGAUGCUUCAACGCCAUCAUUACCCAUUCAUUUCAUAACGUCUUCCGAAUCGUAAGUCCCUUUUCUCAAACUCCGAAAUUCCCAGAAAUCUGUGUUGUUCAUAGUGUCAAUGUGUCAUUUACUCAUCUCCUCUCUCUCUCUUCCUCUCAUUCAUAUAAUUCGGAUCACCACAUGACAUAUUCCCUCUCUCUCUUGCCCUUCCCAAUUUACCACCUCUCUCUCUCUCUCUCUCUCUCUCUCUCAUCCACUUGACACAGAUAUUCAUUCAACACCAACCCACUAAAGAAAAAGCUUUUAGAUUACGAACCCAAUCCUGCCUUUUUGCCUCUCUUUUUGGUGGGGUCUUCUUUCUUUCUCGAGUCUUCUCGGCUUUGGGUUCAUUUUUGUUGCAAUUUCUUGGAAACAGACAGCCAUUACCUUUCCCCUGCACUUCCAAGUCUUUUCACAAUAUCUGUUUCCAAGAAACAGCUUGAUAAUGCUUUAACUUUUUCCAGAAAUUUUUUAACUGAAAAAAAAAAAAAACUUUUUCCAGAAAUUGUGGGUUUCAAUCGUUUAUUGUACUUUUGGUAGUGGGUGUUCAGAUUUGUUAGUUUUCUGGGGUCAAUUACUGUUUGAUGAUUUGAUGUCUUUGGCCGUUGAAGCUGUUUCUAGUUCCAAGAAUAUGGAAAUUGAUAAAAAGAAAGAGAAGAGUGAAGUUCAAGAAUCUGGUGAUGAGAGUGAGAUUGAAGAUGAUGUGAAGACAACGGUGAGUGAGGCUUCUAUGUAUGCUACUGAAGAUGAAGAAGAUGAGGAAGGUAAUAAAAUUCAGCUGGGUCCUCAGCACACCCUUAAAGAACAGCUUGAGAAGGAUAAGGAUGAUGAAAGCCUCAGGAGGUGGAAGGAACAGCUUCUUGGGAGUGUGGAUAUUAAUAAUGUUGGAGAAACACUGGAACCAGAUGUGAAGAUCCUCAGUGUUUCAAUCCUCUCUCCCGAUAGACCUGAUAUUGUUCUUUCCAUUCCUGAAGAUGGAAAGCCCAAAGGUGUAUGGUUUACUUUGAAAGAAGGUAGUCGUUACAGCUUGAGGUUCUCUUUUCAAGUCAGCAAUAACAUUGUGUCCGGCCUUAAGUACACAAACACUGUUUGGAAAACUGGUGUCAAGGUGGACAGCACAAAAGAGAUGCUUGGAACCUUUAGUCCUCAGCAAGAGGUUUUCACACAUGAGAUGCCCGAAGAGACCACCCCUUCUGGCUUUUUUGCCAGAGGUUCAUAUUCUGCAAAAUCAAAGUUUGUAGACGAUGAUGACAAAUGCUACUUGGAGAUCAACUACACGUUUGACAUUAAGAAGGAUUGGGUCAAACCUUAAAUAGAGAACUCCUGCACCAGAGACGGCGCGUCUCCCUCAGUCGUUUGUGUUCUUGUACUAGCAUCAACUUAAGAUGAUCCCCCUUUCAUAGAUUAUGAUUUUCCCCCCAAGAUAUACUUAACAAAUUCCACCAUCAUGAGACCAAAUUUCAUAACAACAAAAAGAUUUGCCAUUUGGGGUAUCACUCAAUAAGAAAGAGAGCUUGACUUCCCUUUUAAAUUUGUUCUUUUUCAUGUACCAAGUCCCCCAUCUGCUAUGAGCUUCAUAUAUAUAACAUCUCUCUCUUGUCUAAGUUGUUUUUGAAUUCUUUUUGGCUAAACCAUUUGGUGGAGGCUGUUAACCAUUAGGACUGUCGUGUUAGAUUAGUUGAGCAGGCAAUGGAUCUCUCUUUUUUUUCUUUUUCUUUUUUUUUAAUAACUGUAUUUUUUUCUUCUUUAAAAUUUUUAUUUUUGGCUACUGCUGCUCCUAAAGUUUGUUGAAAUAUAUUAUUACUUUCUCUUGUUU
Molecule: messenger RNA, 1977 nt
Organism: Cornus florida
Lineage: Eukaryota; Viridiplantae; Streptophyta; Magnoliopsida; Cornales; Cornaceae
Product: rho GDP-dissociation inhibitor 1-like
Exons: 5
Coding region: 754-1473 (239 amino acids)
Biological process (GO): Rho protein signal transduction
Cellular component (GO): membrane; cytoplasm; cytosol
Molecular function (GO): protein binding; Rho GDP-dissociation inhibitor activity
Source: RefSeq, a predicted model, not a curated record